AGCAAGCUUGGGAUGAUGGAACUCCAGACUCUAGUAGACCCCUGAUAUCUGUAGAUAUCCUAACAUCCAACCAAAUCUAUUCACCAUUCACUGUCUGCAUUACCAACGUUAAAGGUGACUUAUCUCUUCUACUAUCUGUCAUCGAUCUCUUAUCUCUCAUAUCUACCUAUCUCCCGCCGCGCCCACCAUAUUGUGUUUCCCCUGAGCAACAUGAGAUGUCCGUGAUGCUAGUGGCGUCUUCAUCGUACUCGAGACCAUCUUGACCUUCUCCUUUUUUUCCACCUCAAAAAAUCGUAAGCCAUAGUCCAAACUACACAGUCCUGGCCGAUGAUGGCGUCCCUACCCCCACCCCCGCCGCCGCCCUCCUUCCACACCUCCCUCCUCACGGCGACCGACUGCCGCGGCCACGUGCACCUUAUACUCGGCUCGAGCCCGCUCGCCGCCGCCCGGGCGAACCAGUCCCUCUCCGCGGGCGCGACGCCCGUCCUGAUCGCCCCGCGGACCUCCACCCCGCUGCACCACGGCGUGCAGCGCCACGUCGACUCGGGCGCCCUCCGCUGGCUGCGUCGCGACUUCGACGACGCCGACCUGCGCACCCUGGGCCGGGACGCGACCGACGGCUUCGUUGACGCCGUCUUCGUCACCGGGACGGGCGCCGAGGAGGCCGCCCGCAUAUCGGGCCUCUGCCGGCGCCUCCGCGUCCCCGUCAACGUCGCCGACAGCCCCGCCCUGUGCUCCUUCUCCCUCCUGAGCACCCACUCCGACGGCCCCUUGCAGGUGGGCGUCACCACCAACGGGAGGGGCUGCAAGCUCGCCGGCCGCAUCCGCAGGGAGGUCGCGGCCUCGCUGCCGCCGGGGCUGGGCGCCGCCUGCGCGCGCCUCGGGGACGCGAGGCGGCGCGUGCAGGAGGAGGACCGGGCCGCUGCUGCCGUUGCUGCAGCUACCGCUACUGAGAAGGCCGAGCGGGCGGCUAGGGGUGACCUCGACGACUCGGUCGACCAGACGGCGGCGUUCAACCGGCUCGUGGCGGCGGGCUCGGACUACAAGGCCGCCAAGAACCGCCGGAUGCGCUGGCUGGCGCAGGUGUGCGAGUACUGGCCGCUCAAGCGCCUGGCGGCCGUCACCGACGCCGACGUCGACGCCCUGCUCGAGUCAUACCCGGGCGGCAUCAGCACCACCGCCGCCGCCGCCGACCAACCCCCUUCUCCGUCACCGUCUCCCCGCCUAGGCCGCAUCAUCCUCGCUGGCAGCGGACCAGGCCACCCGGACCUCCUGACGCGGGCGACGCACAAGGCGAUCCAGGCGGCGGACCUGGUGCUGGCGGACAAGCUCGUGCCGGCGGGCGUGCUGGAGCUGGUGCCGCGGCGCACGCCCGUGCGGAUCGCGCGCAAGUUCCCGGGCAACGCGGAGCGGGCGCAGGAGGAGCUGCUGGGCCAGGCGCUCGAGGGCGUGCUGGCGGGGCGGACGGUGCUGCGGCUCAAGCAAGGGGACCCGUUCGUGUACGGGCGCGGCGGCGAGGAGGUGGACUUCUUCCGCCGCCGGGGGCUCGGCGCGCGCGUCGUGGUGCUGCCGGGCGUCACGAGCGCGCUCAGCGCGCCGCUCUUCGCGGGCGUGCCGCCUACGCAGAGGGGGGUCGCUGACCAGGUGCUGGUUUGCACUGGUACCGGGAGGCAGGGGAGGGCGCCUGAGCCGCCGGAGUUUGUGCCUAGUAGGACGGUUGUGUUCUUGAUGGCGCUGCAUCGCAUUGUUGGGUUGGUGAGGGAGCUGACGACGCAUGUGGAGAUUGAGAGCGAGGGUGAGGUGUCUGGGCGGAAGGAAGAGGCGGCUGGAAUAGACGGUCCGGCUUCUCGCCGGUUAUGGCCUCUCGAUACGCCGUGCGCGGUCAUCGAGCGGGCGAGCUGUCCUGACCAGAGGGUUAUCCGGACGACGCUGAGGUUCGUGGCGGAGGCGAUCGAGCAGGAAGGGAGCCGUCCGCCCGGGCUGUUGGUUGUGGGCGGGGCAUGCGAGGCGUUGUAUACUCCCGAGAAGGGCCGGUCGUGGACUGUCGAGGAUGGGUUUGAAGGAUUGGGUCUGGACGAUGCCUUCGUUCCUGGAAUUGCCGAGUUGGCGUGAGAUGGGUAUAAAGUAUGGAUGUGUUUAGAGUGUGUCUAUGUUACAAAUGAUGCGAAUCAUGAAUAGGACGUAUAUAUGCAUAUAUAUGAUAGCCUUACGG
Messenger RNA from Phialemonium atrogriseum, 2212 nucleotides. RefSeq names its product tetrapyrrole methylase. The transcript has 2 exons. Lineage: Eukaryota; Fungi; Ascomycota; Sordariomycetes; Cephalothecales; Cephalothecaceae. Gene Ontology annotation, biological process: siroheme biosynthetic process; sulfate assimilation. The record is from RefSeq and is a predicted model, not a curated record. Bases 328 to 2112 code for a protein of 594 amino acids. Gene Ontology annotation, molecular function: uroporphyrin-III C-methyltransferase activity.